Molecule: messenger RNA, 351 nt
Organism: Solanum tuberosum (potato)
Lineage: Eukaryota; Viridiplantae; Streptophyta; Magnoliopsida; Solanales; Solanaceae
Product: RNA-directed DNA polymerase homolog
Exons: 1
Coding region: 1-351 (116 amino acids)
Source: RefSeq, a predicted model, not a curated record
AUGCCUUUCAUGGACCAGAUGCUUGAAAGGUUAGCUGGAAAAGGGUGGUACUGCUUCUUAUAUGGAUACUCUGGCUACAACCAUAUAUCAAUUGCUCCUGAAGAUCAGGAAAAGACUACCUUCACAUGUCCUUAUGGCACCUUUGCGUUUAAACGCAUGCCAUUUAGACUAUGUAAUGCACCAACAACAUUCCAAAUGUGUAUGAUGUCUAUCUUUUCAGACAUGGUAGAAGACACUCUGGAGGUAUUUAUGGAUGACUUUUCAGUGGUAGGUGAUACAUUUGAUGAUUGUUUGCUGAAUCUUAGCAGGGCCCUACAGAGGUGUGAGGAAGCCAACUUAGUGCUGAACUAG